AUGGUCUUCUGUCUGGAGAACGAGAAGCCGCGCAGUCCGCCUCCAAGCGCCAUGGCUCACUUCCAGGCGUCGGAAGUCCAGCAACUGCUGCACAACAAGUUCGUCGUCAUCUUGGGGGACUCUAUCCAGCGGUCUGUGUAUAAGGACCUUGUGCUCUUGCUCCAAAGAGACUCCCUGCUCACAGCUGCCCAGCUGAAAACCAAGGGGGAAUUGAGUUUCGAACAGGACCAGCUGGUGGCCGGGGGUCAGCUGGGUGAGCUGCACAAUGGCACACAGUACCGCGAGGUCCGCCAGUUUUGCUCCGGUUCUGGCCACCACCUCGUGCGCUUCUACUUCCUCACUCGAGUUUACUCCGAGUAUCUGGAGGACAUCCUGGAGGAGCUGACGUAUGGGCCUACCCCGGACUUGGUGAUCAUCAACUCCUGCCUUUGGGAUCUUUCCAGGUAUGGCCGCUACUCCAUGGAGAGCUACAGGGAGAACCUGGAGCGGGUGUUCGUGCGCAUGGACCAGGUGUUACCAGACUCCUGCCUGCUGGUGUGGAACAUGGCUAUGCCUCUUGGGGAACGUGUCACGGGGGGCUUCCUCCUGCCAGAGCUCCAGCCCCUGGCAGCCUCUCUGCGGCGAGAUGUAGUUGAAGGGAACUUCUAUAGUGCCACGCUAGCGGGGGGCUACUGCUUCGACGUCCUGGAUCUCCACUUUCAUUUCCGUCACGCAGUGCGGCACCGUCACCGGGAUGGUGUCCACUGGGACCAGAUUGCCCACCGCCACCUCUCGCAUCUGCUUCUGACCCACGUGGCUGAUGCCUGGGGUGUGGAGCUGCCUAAGCGAAACUAUCUCCCUGACCCAUGGAUGGAGGACUGGCUGCAGAUGGAUCGUCCGUUCCGGGAAAUCUGUAGACAGCCCCUAAAUCUUGGGAAUCAGAUGGCCUUGUGCCCACCUCUCCCCUCUCCUAUGGCUUUUCCUUGCCGCUUUCCUCAGCCCCUAUCACCUCCCAUGUUCCCACCGCUGCCCCAGGAUGCCCCUUUUUACCCACACCAGCCCUUCCCACCUCGAGACUGCUUUGAUUACGAUCCAGUGAAGGACUUCUCGAGGCUACCCAACUCAGGACGUGACUGUGGAGUGAACUUUGGUCCUCUGCCACCUCCAAUCCCUGGUCCUGUCUCCCAUGGUCAGCACAGGAGCCUAGUGAUCCACCAGAGGAUACCACGCUAUAUUCCCUAUAGCCCCUAUCCUGUGUCAAGGAUGGGGGUUCCCUGUAGGAAGCGGCCCAGACACCUGACGAGACUUGUCCGCACCUACAAACAGGAGGGACAGCCCCCUGCCCAUUUAGGGACAUGGCCUGGGUAG
This is a messenger RNA of Elephantulus edwardii (Cape elephant shrew), 1347 nucleotides long. It is a transcript of the gene PCED1A, whose product is annotated as PC-esterase domain containing 1A. The record is from RefSeq and is a predicted model, not a curated record. Lineage: Eukaryota; Metazoa; Chordata; Mammalia; Macroscelidea; Macroscelididae. The transcript has 7 exons. Bases 1 to 1347 code for a protein of 448 amino acids.